CCUCAGUUGUCUUCAGAGAACAUAUGUACACCUCCCAUUAUCUAUGUGCCUGUCUAUCUCACUCCAUCUCCCACUCUCUAUCUCUCCUCCCUUCUCUGCUUCUGGACCCACUGCCUGCCUCUACCACUGUUGCUCUCUGCCUGCCUGACCUGUCCUCAGGCUGAGGAUAACUCAUCAGGAAGAGGAGUUUGUCUAAUAAAGGAACAUCUACACGGGUGAAAGAUUCCCACACUAGGAUGCAGCGGAUCCGGGAGGGCAUCCACAUAAGGACCAUGAAGGCCAAGAGGAAAGUGGAGGACAUCUCUAAGGAAGACGUCCAGGCCUUCUUCAAGAAGAACGCCUUUGUGCUCUUUACUGUAGCGGCCGUCGUUGUAGGUAUAAUCCUUGGCUUUGCACUGCGUCCCUAUAAAAUGACCUACCGAGAGGUGAAGUACUUCUCUUUCCCUGGAGAGCUGCUGAUGAGGAUGCUGCAGAUGCUGGUGCUUCCCCUGCUGGUAUCCAGUCUCAUCACAGGCAUGGCAGCGCUGGACAGUAAGGCUUCAGGAAAGAUGGGCAUGCGAGCUGUGGUGUAUUACAUGACCACCACCAUUAUCGCUGUCAUCAUAGGCAUCAUCGUGGUGCUCAUCAUCCACCCUGGGAAAGGAUCUAAGGAUGAGUUCAUGAAGCAGUCGAAGAUAGAGGACAUCAGCCCUGCUGACGCCUUCCUGGAUCUCAUCAGGAACAUGUUUCCACCAAACAUGAUCCAGGCCUGCACACAGCAGUUCAAAACCAAAUACGGGAAGCGAAUCGUCCAUGUGACGAUGACAGUGAACGACUCUGUCUUCAACCUGACCAACCUGACCGAGCAGAUCACCAGGGAGGAGGUGAUCCCCAUCCCGGGCACGGUGAACGGGGUCAACGCCCUGGGGCUGGUGGUCUUCUCCAUGUGCUUCGGCCUCAUCAUCGGCAACAUGAAGGAGCAGGGCCAGCCCCUCAGGGAGUUCUUCGACAGCCUCAAUGAGGCCAUCAUGAGGCUGGUCGCCAUUAUCAUGUGGUAUGCCCCAAUCGGUAUCCUGUUCCUCAUAUCGGGGAAAAUCGUGGAGAUGGAUGACAUCACUGAGAUGGGUGGUCAGCUGGCCAUGUACACCAUCACGGUGAUCAUAGGCCUUUCCAUCCACGCUUUCAUCAUUCUCCCAGGCCUGUACUUCGCCAUCACACGGCUGAACCCCUUCAUCUUCAUCAUGGGGCUGGUGGAGGCCCUCAUCACAGCCCUGGGAACCUCCUCCAGCUCAGCAACUCUGCCCAUCACCUUCAAGUGUCUGGAGGAGAACAACAAGGUGGAUAAGCGCAUCACACGGUUUGUGUUACCGGUGGGCGCCACCAUCAACAUGGAUGGAACAGCACUAUAUGAGGCUCUGGCAGCCAUCUUCAUAGCCCAGGUUAACAACAUGGAGAUGAACAUAGGUCAGAUCAUCACAAUCAGCAUCACAGCCACUGCAGCAAGUAUUGGAGCUGCUGGGAUCCCACAGGCUGGACUGGUCACCAUGGUGAUUGUGCUGACCUCUGUUGGACUUCCCACUGAUGACAUCACCCUCAUCAUUGCGGUUGAUUGGUUCCUUGAUCGGCUGCGUACCACGACAAACGUCUUGGGCGAUUCCAUUGGGGCAGGCAUUGUGGAGUUCCUAUCUCGACACGAGCUGCAGGCCAAGGAUGUGGAGAUGGGGAACGCUGUACUGGAGGAGAGGAAGAAACCAUACCAGCUCAUCUCUCAGGAAAACGACUACGAGAACGCCAAACGUCCGGGCACUGAAACCAAGAUGUAGCUCAAUGCUCACACACAAAUAUACACGUUUUGGUUUAGUUUAGUUUUUAUUCUUUGUCAUAUUUUUCCAAUUAUUGCCACUGUGCCAUAUUUCCUUUCCUUUGUUGUUUUGUCAUUCAUAAAGUUCCUUUUACAAAACAAAUAAUUAUCUCCCUGAAGUGGCCCAAUCAAAUUGCUUACAUCUGCUGCCGCUCUACAAGAUAGAUAGGCUUCCUGUUUUUGUGGUUUUUCUGGCUAUUUUUGUGUUGAGUUAAGUCAUCUUGGCCUAGAAUAAGUACGUGGUAUAAUGGUAUAAGUAAGGUGGAAGUUGAUGAGGGCGUUGGUGUCAGAAAGGUAUUUUGUAAAAAGAUCGAAAGACAACAUAUGUUUGAAUGACUGGACAAGCGAUAUCCUUCACAAAAUGCAACAGAGAACACAUUUCAUUUGAUACUAAUGACAUUAGGCCCUAAUAUACACUACAUGGCCAAAAGUAUGUGGUCGCCCCUUCAAAUUUGGAUAUUUUAGCCACACUCGUUGCUGACAGGUGUAUAAAAUCGAGCACACACCCUUGCAAUUUCCAUAGACAAAAAUUGGCAGUAGAAUGGCCUUACUGAAGAGCUUCGUGACUUUCAAUGACUUUCAGUGUGUCACCAUCAUAGGAUGCCACUUUUCCAGCAAGUCAGUUUUUUCACAUUUCUGUCCUGCUAGAGCUGCCCCAGUC
Oncorhynchus tshawytscha (Chinook salmon) is the source of this 2501-nucleotide messenger RNA. Its product is annotated as excitatory amino acid transporter 1-like. The coding region runs from base 237 to 1802 and encodes 521 amino acids. The transcript has 10 exons. The record is from RefSeq and is a predicted model, not a curated record. Gene Ontology annotation, cellular component: plasma membrane. Lineage: Eukaryota; Metazoa; Chordata; Actinopteri; Salmoniformes; Salmonidae. Gene Ontology annotation, molecular function: neutral L-amino acid transmembrane transporter activity; glutamate:sodium symporter activity; L-glutamate transmembrane transporter activity. Gene Ontology annotation, biological process: L-glutamate import across plasma membrane; L-aspartate import across plasma membrane; D-aspartate import across plasma membrane.